This is a messenger RNA of Calypte anna (Anna's hummingbird), 3494 nucleotides long. RefSeq names its product sortilin 1 (gene SORT1). Gene Ontology annotation, biological process: Golgi to endosome transport; endocytosis; vesicle organization. Gene Ontology annotation, cellular component: membrane; Golgi apparatus. Gene Ontology annotation, molecular function: protein binding. NCBI's taxonomy places the organism in Eukaryota, Metazoa, Chordata, Aves, Apodiformes, Trochilidae. The record is from RefSeq and is a predicted model, not a curated record.
CUGGCGCUGGGUCUGGCGAUGGCCCUGGGGGCGGUGGUGGGGAACGGGACAGCGCGGGAGCGGCACCGGGACCAGCAGCACCGGCACCGGGACCAACGGCACCGGCACCCCCGCGGGGGGGGGUUGGAGGCGGCGGGAGGAGAGGCCUGCGGCGGCCUCCGAGGGUUCCCGGCUGCCCUCGGCAACAACACGCACCAGUAUGUCUUCGAUGACCUCAGCGGCUCCGUGUCACUGUCCUGGGUGGGCGACGGCACCGGGGUCAUCCUCGUCCUGACAACGUUCCAGGUCCCUUUGGUCAUCAUGAGCUUUGGGCAGUCCAAGCUCUACCGCAGUGAGGAUUAUGGGAAAACCUUCACGGACAUCACCCCCCUGAUCAACAACACCUUCAUCCGCACCGAGUUCGGGAUGGCCAUCAGCCCCGACAGCUCCGGGAAGGUUAUCCUCACCGGGGAUGUUUCUGGGGGCAGCCGUGGGGGGAGGAUCUUCCGCUCCUCCGAUUUCGCCAAAAACUUCAUCCAGACCGAGCUGCCCUUCCACCCCCUGCUGCAGAUCUCCUACCACCCCCAGCACUCCCACUGCCUCCUGGCCCUCAGCACCGAGAAUGGUCUCUGGCUCUCCAAGGACUUUGGGGAGACGUGGGAGGAGAUCCACAAAGCUGUCUGCCUGGCCAAGUGGGGUGCAGGUGACACCAUCUUCUUCACCACUUACUUGAACAACUCUUGUAAAGCUGAUCUGGGGUUCCUGGAGCUGAAGAAAACCCCAGACCUGGGCAAAACCUUCAAGGUCAUCGCCACCAAGAUUUAUUCCUUCGGUUUGGGCGGCCGCUUUCUUUUUGCCUCCGUGAUGACAGAGAAGGGUACCACCAGGAGGAUCCACGUCUCCCUUGACCAAGGGGAGUCCUGGAACAUGGCCCAGCUCCCCUCCGUGGGCCACGAGCAGUUUUACUCCAUCCUGGCUGCCAACGACGACCUGGUGUUCAUGCACGUGGAUGAGCCAGGUGACACGGGCUUCGGCACCAUCUACACCUCGGAUGACCGUGGCAUUGUCUACUCCAAGUCCUUGGAACGUCACCUCUACACCACCACGGGGGGGGAGACUGACUUCACCAACGUCACCUCCCUGCGGGGCGUCUACAUCACCAGCGUCCUCUCCGAAGACAACUCCAUCCAGUCUGUCAUCACCUUUGACCAGGGGGGGCAAUGGGUGCCCCUGCGCAGACCCAAGAACACCUCCUGUGACUCCACUGCCCGCAGCAAGGACAAGUGCAGCCUCCACAUCCACGCCUCCUACAGCAUCUCCCAGAAGCUCAAUGUCCCCAUGGCCCCACUCUCUGAGCCCAACGCCGUUGGCAUCGUCAUCGCCCACGGGAGCACGGGGGGGGCCAUCUCGGUGAUGAGCCCCGAUGUCUACAUCUCGGAUGAUGGGGGCUACACCUGGGCACGGAUGCUGCAGGGUCCCCACCACUACGCCAUCCUCGACUCGGGGGGGCUCCUGGUGGCCAUCGAGCACACCAACCAGCCCAUCAGUGUCCUCCAGUUCUCUACAGAUGAGGGGCAGUGCUGGCACUCCUAUGUCUUUGCUUCUCAACCCAUCUUCUUCACGGGGUUGGCCUCGGAGCCGGGUGCCCGUGCCAUGACUGUCAGCAUCUGGGGCUUCCAUGUCACCUUCCUGUCCCGACAGUGGGUGUCCUACACCAUCGACUUCAGCCAGCUGCUCAGCAGGACCUGUGAGGACAAGGACUACACCAUCUGGCUGGCUCACUCCAGCGAUCCCAGUGCUCCCAGUGACGGCUGCAUACUGGGCUACAAGGAGCAGUACCGGCGGCUCCGCAAAUCCUCCGUCUGCCGCAACGGCCGCGACUACGCUGUCACCAAGCAGCCCUCUGUCUGCCCCUGCACCCUCCAGGAUUUCCUCUGUGAUUUCGGGUACUACCGCCCCGAGAAUCAGUCGGUGUGCGUGGAGCAGCCGGAGCUGAAGGGCCACGAUCUGGAGUUCUGCCUCUACGGCCGCCAGGAGCUGCUCAAAACCAGCGGCUAUCGGAAAAUCCCCGGGGACAAAUGUUCUGGCGGGGAGAGCCCCAGCAGGGAGGAGAAGGACAUGAAGAAGAAGUGCACCAGCAAUGUCCUCAACCCCAGCCAGCUGGCCGCGUCCCCCAGCUCCACACCCCCCAGCUCCACCCCCAUCGUCCUGGCCGUGGUGGCCGUGCUCUUCCUCACCUCCAUCCUCGGCGUCCUCCUGGUCAAGAAAUACGUCUGUGGGGGCCGGUUCCUGGUCCAUCGUUACUCCGUGCUGCGGCAGCACGAGGCCAACGGCACCGAGGGGAUGGACCCCCCCGAGCCCGGCUCUGCCCCCCCCAAACUGGGCUAUCAUGACGACUCUGAUGAGGACCUCCUGGAGUAGCUGCCCCCAUGCCGGGGAUGCUGCAGCCCCCUCCGAUGUGCAGGCAGGGACCCCCCCGCGACAACAGGGACCCCCCCGUGCAGGCAGGGCCCCCCCGUGAAGGCAGCCCCCCCACUAUGCAGGCGGGGACCCUGAUGCAGCAGGAGCCCCCCUGCUCAGGCAGGGCCCCCCCCACACCUCUGCCGGAGGGGAGGGAGGGGGAUUUGCUGCGGGGGGGGCACACACAGGGUUGAACUUAACUCCAUUUUAAUCCCUUCCUUCCAGCAGGGGGGGGGCUUUUAUUUCCCCCCUUUCUGGGCUGCUUUAAAGAGCAGCCCCCCCCAACCCCCCUGACUCUGACAGCAGCAUCAACCCCCAGGUGUUGGGGACCCCCCCCUUGAGGUGGGGGGGGGGGAAAUGGGGGGGGCAGCAGCACCCAGCCCCCUGCCUAUUUCUUCUCCAAAGCAAUACAAACCCAGCUGUCAGCCCCCCCACCCCGUGCCCCCCAAAUUGGGGGGGUCCACAUGGGGUAAUGCCCCCCACUGUUUCUCCCCCCCACGGUGUCCCCCCCCUUGGGCCGAGGGAAAUGCAGCAAUAAUGAAUUAAAGCUUGAAGCCUUGUGCAAGGGGUUGGGAGGGGGGGGCUCAGCUCUGGGCCCCCCCCCCAAGCUGGCAGUGGCGCAGGUAGGAUGGGGGGGCUGCUCUCAGCUCUCCCCCCCCCUCUCCCCCCACACUCUCCCUGCAGUUUCAGUACCCUAAUACUGGAAAUCUUUUUUUUUUUUUUUGGGGGGGGGGCUGCACCCCCCAGCACCCCCUGAUCUCACCCCGGGGGGUGGGAGGUUUAAGUGACCCCUCCCCCACAACCAGGGUGUGGGGGGGCUUUGCCUGACACCCCCCCAGCUGGGUGCCUGGGACAGGGGUGCAGGAGGAGGGGGUGCAGCCCCUCCCACGUGACCCCCCCUCCCCCAGGCCCCCCCUAUCGCGAUAUGGCCGUGCUGUCGUGACACAUGGCUUCUGCUGUUGUCCCCCCAAACCCUGGCACGUCCCAUAGUCCCCUCCCUCUGGGGACGGGGGGGGCACAUCCCUGGCCCCCCCUUGCAUGUGCUUCAGCAUCCC